Messenger RNA from Dacryopinax primogenitus, 909 nucleotides. RefSeq lists its product as uncharacterized. The transcript is spliced from 5 exons. NCBI's taxonomy places the organism in Eukaryota, Fungi, Basidiomycota, Dacrymycetes, Dacrymycetales, Dacrymycetaceae. The coding region runs from base 1 to 909 and encodes 302 amino acids. The record is from RefSeq and is a predicted model, not a curated record.
AUGCCCCGCUGUCACCAGCCAGUGCCUGAGUCAGGCUUCCUUCCUCAGGCCGGACUGACAGAAUGCUGCAAAGCGUUCGAGUUGGAUAUGCUCGUUAUGAGUCCCGAACAGGAGCGCGUGCGCGUGCCCGCUGCGAUUGGACAGCUCGUGCGAGACUUUAUGACACCUAUCAACCCUCCUAAUGCUGUGUUCCGGGGAUUAGAAGAACGAAAGCUUGAUUACUUGCCGUUGACGAAGGACACGGUCUCUCGUAAGACUCAUAUCGCAACCGUGGCCCGAUUUUUGGCGGAGUCCAAGGCUCGAAAUUGCCGAUCCAAUCGGUCAGAGUUUCUGCGACAAACGAGCGUAACUGCGCUCCAAUCCGCUAGUGGUGACGACGAGAUGGAAAGCACGAGGAACCCGCCUACGGGAACCGCCUCUGGUUCAGCAGCGCGCACGGCAGCCAAACCGAUCGACCGUGAUAUCCAGAUGCAGUAUGAUAUUGUGAAGAAUGCCGAAGGGCCAUUGCGAAGAACUACAGCUAAGGGAAAGGAGAAGGAAGAACAUCCAAUUGGGCAAGGGACCGGGGGUCGGUUGGUCAAGAACGAGUCGGAAACGAAGAAGACAACUUUUUCUGAUCGUCCUGGCUUGGAAGAACGAUUUGCUAACCUGGAAGAGCAUCUUGCAGUUCGAUAUGUUCCGGCUGCACCAGAGGAUCUGUACUAUCGAGUGAAGGCCUUAGAAGACUAUGUCGUCAAAUUAGAAAAGGGCUAUCCUCCUUGGUCUGCUCUUCAUUUCAACCAACCUCAAAGAGCUGUCAUGGCCACCGGCUCCACAUGCUACACCGAUUAUUAUACCUGCACACUUGACCGCUUUGGAGAAGGAUCAAUCGACUCCCGCUAUGACAAACGUGUCACAGCAACAUCCUGA